Messenger RNA from Colletotrichum gloeosporioides, 2046 nucleotides. RefSeq lists its product as uncharacterized. The record is from RefSeq and is a predicted model, not a curated record. NCBI's taxonomy places the organism in Eukaryota, Fungi, Ascomycota, Sordariomycetes, Glomerellales, Glomerellaceae. The transcript is spliced from 3 exons. Bases 1 to 2046 code for a protein of 681 amino acids.
AUGAUUGACCUGCCGGGAGAAUAUCUCGGCGUCGAAGAGUACGCCGAGGAUCUAUUGGAGUUCAUCAACACCCCCUUGGUUCAGCAAAUUACUGGCGGUAUCCAUGUCAAUGAUGCGCUGAUUUAUAACGCAUGGGAGGCACUGCCUCCGGAGUGGACGUCGUGGUGGUUAUCACUCCCAGAUCAUCGUCUGGCGCAGCAAGAUUUGAUCGACAGUAUCGAUGAAUCAACAGAUACUGCAACCACGAAAGUCGACGACAGACAGCUAAAGCCAAUUUCAGGGCGACCAGACUCGCUGACAACUUGGUUGGAAAAUAUUCGGUCACUCUCGCUCCAUCGUACCCAACGUGUCGGUCCCAGGAUCUCCCUUCCCGAAAUUUUGACAGCUCGGAUGAAGACAAAAAAGAUCGAGGAAGUUUCUGUUGCGACUGCCUACAUCCAGGGGGUUUGCCAAGCCAACAACAUCACUCGCAUCAUCGACAUGGGAUCCGGGCAAGGUUAUCUGUCCGUAUCGCUUGCCUAUCUCUACCCUAAUUUGCACGUAUUAGCGAUAGAUGGCAGCGAAUUUCAGAUUGCUGCUUCGAGAUCGUGCGCUGCCAGUCUUGGAAUCGAGGACAGGAUACAACACUUGCUGCGUUACAUCGAUGGCACUGGACCGCUGGCAAGUGAGAUCGCUGCUUGGGCUGGAGAAGAGAAAUGCAUGCUCGUCGGUUUGCACGCCUGCGGGAACUUGUCUGAGCACAUGCUGAGAUACUUCACAACAAUACCCUUCAUCCAGUGUUUAGGUGCAGUGGGCUGCUGCUACAACCACAUUGUGCCCCUUUCUGACAGCUGCCCCAACGGCUUCCCGAUUAGCGCAAAAAUGAGGGACAGAAAGCUCACCUUGAGCGCCACAGCCCUUAUGACCGGAUGUCAAGCACCAAACAACUGGGAGAAGGCGGAUCCGAGCAAGGAAGAGUCGGUAUACUCAAAACGACGCUUUUAUCGAGCGCUUCUAGAGAAGGUGUUCUUCGACAAGAGCAUUGGACUCGACAAGCAAGUUCGACCGGUUUGGGGAGUGCGAAAAGGCGACAUGGCCAGCUUUACAAAGUUUGCGCGCCGAGCAAUGCAUUGUCUAGGCAUUGAUAAAAGCGAUAUCAGCGAUGCUGAAUUGCUCGAAUAUGAGGCUCGUUAUGGAGAUUGCGAAGGCAAAGUAGCGAUUUUGUGGACACUGAGCGUGCUUUGCUGCAAGGUUGUUGAGAGCGUAAUUGCCCUUGAUCGGUACUGGUUUCUCGCCGAGAAUGGAGCGCAGAACGUGGACGUUUUACCCAUCUUCGACUACAAGAUUUCACCAAGAAAUCUGAUGCUUGUAGCUGAUAAGGGGGCUUCAAGAAAGUCACCAAAGGCCUGCAAGCCUAAUACUCAGUCAAAUUCAUCUGCACUGAAGCAGCUCACGACUUCGGCUGUUCGUGAUGACCCUGCUCUAGGCUACAAGAUACGCGUCCUCUUGUUCGACUUGCGAAACCUUGCAAAGGAUGUCAAGUCAGCGACACGUCUCAACAGCACCACAGACGAGCACUACAUCAGCGAACCAUAUUUUGAACCUGAGCAAGCCAAACUUGUCAAGUCUGCUAUCGUAGAUGUCGACUUUAACAACCACCUCGACCCCAAGGCAGAGCAUGAGGAACCAGUCACAGAUGAGCCACAGCCCAAUCGCAGAGAAGUCUGCAGGUCUUCAGCCUCUCGCGUACGAGGUCAAACGGUAGACGCAGCUAUUCGGAUGAUCAUGGAUAACUUCCUCGAGAAGCGAAAGAGCAGUGGAGAUGUGCGCCCUUGUGGACCACAUGAUUUGGUGCCCGUGUAUCUUGGUCUUUUUGGCAUAACAGUAGCUGACUUACAAGACCACAAAUUCAUAAGCCGUCUAUCGCGAUCAGGGCUAUUCGGGCAAACGAGUAGAAAUAACACGGAUAGAAGGGACGACAGGGACGACAAGGACGACAAGGACGACAAGGACAAACAGGACGACAAGGACAAACAGGACGACAAGGAAGAGAGGCACGAAUGCUAA